UGCAGAGAACAGCUUUGCAGACAAUCACAGAGGCACCUCUCUUGUUUUCUUUCGCUCCUUAUUCUUGUUUAUAACUUAGCGCCUUUUUAAAUGUCGAACCCUUUAUUCAUUCACUAGUUUUUUGCAAUCUAAAACACAAUUCUUAUGUUAAUAAUGCCACUUCUUUUUAAAAGAAACUGUUUUUAUCUCAUUUUUGCGGUUGAAUACCGUCGCCUUUUUGCCAUCCACGGUGAAUGUAACCCAGGUCUGACCCACUUUUAGCGUCUUUUUCCCCUCACAAGCAUCUCGGUGGUUUGAGCGGAGAUGUUUUCGCCAGGAGAGGAGGUCGAUCCCGAUUUGUUUACCUCACUGAAGGAGUCAUUCGGAGAUGCGAUCUCCCCAACACUGGAGCUCGGGUUGACCACCGUCUACACAGUCCUCUACUCUUUCCUCUUUAUUUUCGUCUACCUGCAGCUCUGGCUCAUCCUGCUUUACGGCCACAAGCGCUUCAGCUACCAGACCGUGUUUUUGUUCCUGUGCCUGCUGUGGGCAGCGCUGCGGACGACCCUCUUCUCUUUCUACUUUAAAAAUGUGGUGCAGGCCAACCAGCUGCAGCCUCUGGCCUACUGGCUGCUCUACUGCUGCCCCGUCUGCCUGCAGUUCUUUACACUCUGCCUGCUCAACCUCUACUUCACACAGGUGAUGUUUAAAGCUAAAGCCAAGUAUUCACCUGAGCUCACCAAAUACAAGGUUCCUCUGCGUUUGUUUUUUCUGUGUCUCAGUAUAUUUUUCCUAGUGGUGAAUUUAACUUGCGCGUUGUUAGUUCAAGGAGCUCUGAUUCACUCUGAACCACCAAGUGAUGGGGGGAUCAGGCAUGCAGUCUUAGCUAGGGUCCUGAUCAACGACAGUCUUUUUGUCCUGUGUGCCAUAUCUCUUGCUGUGUGUAUCUUCAAGAUUGCUAAGAUGUCUUCUGCCAACGUUUACCUCGAGUCUAAGGGAACAUCGGUGUGCCAAGCGACCGCCGUAGGAGCCAUUGUGAUUCUCCUCUACACUUCCAGAGCCUGUUACAACCUGGUGGUGGUGGCCCUGUCGCCACAGGACAGGCCCAGCCCCUUUAGUUAUGGCUGGUACAGCGUCUCUGAUCAGGCUGACAUACAGAAGAUCAGCGGUGAGGCCUACAUUGUUUUUGGGAUAAUUUUGUUCUUCUGGGAGUUGUUGCCCACUAGCUUAGUGGUGGUUUUCUUUAGAGUCCAAAGACCCCACCAAAACCUGGCCCCAGGCGGCAUGAUCAACAGCCACAGUUUCAGCUCUAGAGCUUAUUUCUUUGACAACCCCCGACGGUACGAUAGUGACGACGACUUGUCCAGGAGCAUCAAUAGUAGAUCUGAUCGGGCCAGUCUCCUAUCCAGCACGCCUCAGAUGGCAACGUCCAGCUGGUAUGGGUCCAUCCAACGCAAUGGGAGUCUAGCGUCGGGGGUGGCCGCCGCACAGCAGGGACCACCUUCCACAGCCCCGCUCCUAUUUGCCCAAGGAAACAUUCCGAGUCAUCACCAUCACCAUCACAACUACUACUCGACCCCUCAAAACAACAACUACCAGCAUCAUCAACACAGUAACUAUUAUUCCACGCCGCAAAAUUAUUACUGCGGAUCGCAGACGUAUUUCUGCAACCCACAAACUUAAAUAGGAACCAUUGUAGACUUUGGAUGCGACGGAUAACAAACUAUUUAAUCUUUUUGUCCCAUUUUGCUUAUCCAGCUGCAUCAAACUAGUACUUUUUAGUAAAAGUACUACCCACACAACUGCUUCAACAACUGUGUGAAAAUGUGGCAAAAUAAUAACCAAGAAAGUCGGAGCAACAAGACUACCGGCGUUUUUGAGGACAUCAGCACAGAUGAGUAGCAUUUAACAACCACAAAUGGAUGGAAAGUAUGAAAACUGAAAACAUUUCUUUGAAAUACUUCGGUGUGGCUAAAAUAAAGACUGGAAUUAUCAGUGACCAGAAAAUCAUUCCACUUUUAAAUUUCAGUGGUCUGCAGCAGCUUGUUUAUUAGGCUAAUUUGCUAAUCCUAAAGCUGUCUGUCAACAAUUCAGGCCACAGCAACACUUGUCUUGUUUGAGCUCUUAGACUCUCCAUAUAGGAGCAAAAUGUAAAAUCAAAUCAAAUCAAAAAAUCUAUAACACUGUAUCGUUGAAGCCAAUCUAUUACUUUUAUUAAACUGGGUCUGAGUUGCUAAACAAAGAGAAAAUUAAAAAAAUGCUGUUAGGAAUUAGCUAGUACUGAUUUGCUGAUAGAUGCUAAAGCAGAAAGAGUUGGCCACAAGAAAAAGAAAUGUAAUGAAAACCAAAAAAUUGGUGUCACUGAACUCAGUCUAUUACUUUUAUCCCACUGGGAUUAUUUUAUGGUGCAACACAAGCGCUAAAUUGCCUAUUGUAAAAGGAAAAAAAAAAGUUUAAAACUUAAAAUGAAAACAAAUAAAAUAUGUAGAAUUUUGUUGUUGUAUUCAAUUUAUUGUUGUUUUCAACUUGACCAGAAUUACCUUCCAACAUAAGAGAGAGAAAAAUGGGAAGAAAUGUCAUAAGGAAUUAGCCAUUGCUAGCUUGACAAUGGCUGCUGAAGCCACAAAUAUUAACACUGCUAGCAGUUAGCAAAAUGAAAAAAUCUUAGAUUUCAAAUGAGAACUAUUGGUAAUACUGUGCUAUUGAAGCCAAUUUAUAAAUUUUAUCAAACUGGAACUGAAUUUUGUUGCAACACAAAUUGAAAAGUGUAAAAAAAUAAAAAUACUGUUGGGAAGUGCAUCAGAGUCGGCUAAUUGUUCCAUGUGACAUAUAUAAGCUUACAGCUCUCAUACCUGUUAUCAGUGUGUACUUCUUAUAGCCCAUACACAUCUGUAAGAUUUAUAUCUAUCUAGCUAGCUGUCAGGUGUGAUUUGGUGUUUGCUCUGAUAGCCUGGUUUCCUCUGUUGACUGACUAAAACUAAUUUUCAGUUUUCUUAAUCGAUAACAACCAGGAUUCAGCAUCCAGCCACAAACUAUAAGAUUGGAGGGAUCUUUAAAGCUUAUUUGUGACCAAAAUAACCUUUUAAUAUGAUCAGAUUUUUUGUGAGCUGUGAGGCAGAAAUUUGCACUUAGUGGAAGAUGACCUUCAGAGAAAAAGGCUUUUGAGCCUGGAAUGUAGGUUUUUCUUCUCAUAUCUUUAUAUUUUCUUCUGUACUUGUAUGUACUCUGUCUUAUUUAACCUACGAGGAAAGAAAUGUCAAUGUGCCAUCACAUUUUGUCAUAUCAAAUAGUUGCAUUCCUCAAAGAAAAUAUUUUUGCACAAGAAGUAGUCAAAGGAUGUAUGCUUUUAAUUGUCUGUUGCCAUGCCAAUCAGUUUUAUAAGCGUGUUGUAAUAUUUUUAUUGUAGGUGGUGUGUGUGUGUUUUCAAUAUUUGUCUUCAAGAUUUAGUCAGCUUUUAUACAUCAUUUUUAUUUUCAUCAGAUUUUUUUCUAACAGAUUUUGUAGUUUCCUGUGUUUCCCGCAUCCUUCUUUUGUUUUUGUUUUCACAUCACAUGUUUUAUUAAUCUUAUGACAGCCUGUACUUUUUUGUGGUGUUGUUUACAACCCACUUCUUGAACCAAAAUCACUGCAUCUGUGGUUAAUUACUGAGAAAUACUCACUGAUGUCAUGCAAACCUAAAGCCUGGACUGAGAACGUGUCUGUUUCUUAUGCUGCUGUUUGUGCUUUGAGAUUCCAUUGCUUUUGUCAGCGAGUUAUAUCGGACUCUUUAAAAUCCAGUAAAGGAGCUGAAGUUCUCGUUGUUGGGUCCAGCUUUUCAACCGCAGUGCAAAAUGCAUGUUUCUGCAUCUGUUUGCAAAAUCUCUCACCAUGUCUCUAUCAAAUCUGGUAUUAUUUGUGUGAAAGUGUUUUUUAAUCUGUCUGCUAUACAGAAAAUGCAUUGAUAAUUUCCCUAUCAAUUGUUUUAUGGUGUUGAUGGUUAUAUCCGUGGCCAUACUGAAUGUAACCUGUGCAACAGAUCACUAAUGAUGUAUGCAAGAAAAGCACUACCAGGUUUUAAACCAUGUUUUAAUAAAGGCCUACUGCACUGUUUAGACAAGGGUAGUAUAUAUAAAAUGUCUAACAUAACUGCA
This is a messenger RNA of Girardinichthys multiradiatus, 4109 nucleotides long. RefSeq names its product G protein-coupled receptor 137c (gene gpr137c). Gene Ontology annotation, biological process: positive regulation of TORC1 signaling. NCBI's taxonomy places the organism in Eukaryota, Metazoa, Chordata, Actinopteri, Cyprinodontiformes, Goodeidae. The coding region runs from base 304 to 1662 and encodes 452 amino acids. The record is from RefSeq and is a predicted model, not a curated record. Gene Ontology annotation, cellular component: lysosomal membrane. The transcript is spliced from 8 exons.